This is a messenger RNA of Lates calcarifer (barramundi perch), 5329 nucleotides long. Its product is annotated as zeta-sarcoglycan-like. Gene Ontology annotation, cellular component: sarcoglycan complex; sarcolemma. Gene Ontology annotation, biological process: cardiac muscle tissue development; heart contraction. The record is from RefSeq and is a predicted model, not a curated record. NCBI's taxonomy places the organism in Eukaryota, Metazoa, Chordata, Actinopteri, Centropomidae.
CUCACUCACGCACACUCUCUCUUUUCUUUCGUGGAGAGCUGGUAUCUCUGGCGGUUUGCCGCAUGGAAGUCGCCCAGGCAAGGCAGAAUAUCAGCUGUCUGAUCCUGACUCCUUCUCUCCAGUUGCCGUCCGCUGCGCGAGCAGACACAGCGCCGCACUCACAUUAACAGGGAUUCAACGGGAUAUAACGGCAUUUGUUCGCGUACCGAGAAACAGGAGAGACUCAAUCCCGGCUUCAUUCCAACACAGGGGGAAAUAUUUCUCACUCAGAUGUAACAACAAUCCAAAAAGAAAAAAAGACGCGCCGGAUCGUUAAGUGCGCAAAAGCCCACUGCUUGAAACAUUAGGCUGCGCACGGCUAAUUCAGUUCUAUUUCUAAUUAUUUUCUAUUCCCUCCGUCCCCUGCACGGACAAACCGGGGACCGGAGGUGGGGGGGGAGGACUUCCACGUUAUGGAGUCCUGAUUUUACCAAGCAACCCACCGGGAGGAAUGAAACUGAGAAAAUCCGUCGCCGUGGUGGAAUAUCUAUAACCUAAGAUUCAGGGGAUGUUGCAGCAGAGUUUGAGACUCUAGAGAGCAUCCCAACUUUUUUGGUCUCCCUUUUUAUAAUCUCUUCCCCUCUCCUCUUCACCAUCUUCUUCUUCGCCCGUGGGACUUGUAUUUUAGUGACUGAUUUGCAGCACUUCACUCUCUGUCAUGGACCGGUCGACGUCUUUGGAUAUUGAAGCGCUCAAGAUGACCCAGGAGCAGUAUAUCCUUGCGGCGCAGCCCAACCCACUCCACCAACGGGGGGCAUCAGUGUGCGGCGCCCAGGUUUAUCCGGCAGUGGGAAUCUACGGCUGGAGGAAGAGAUGCUUGUACUUCUUCAUCCUCCUCCUCCUCGUCACAAUGAUUGUCAACCUGGCGCUGACUAUCUGGAUCCUCAAAGUCAUGAACUUCACACCGGAUGGUAUGGGAAACCUGCGGGUGACAAAGGAAGGUGUCAGAUUGGAGGGAGUGUCCGAAUUCUUACUGCCUUUAUACGUCAAAGAAAUCCAGUCUCGUAGGGACAGUCCAUUAAUCCUUCAGUCAGACAGAAAUGUGACUGUCAAUGCUAGGAAUGAUCAGGGACAACUGACCGGUCAGCUAACCGUGGGUUCGGAGAUGGUGGAGGCUCAGUGUCAGAGGUUUGAGGUGAGGAGUGCAGAUGGAGAGAGAGUUCUGUUCUCCGCAGAUGAAGAGGAGAUCAGCAUUGGCACUGAGAAACUCAGAGUCACAGGGAAUGAAGGCGUGGUGUUCAGCCAUUCUGUAGAGACAUCACAUGUAAGGGCAGAACCCUUCCAGGACCUAAAGUUGGAGUCCCCAACUCGUACCCUGACCUUGGAGGCCCCCAGAGGUGUUGAGGUCAAUGCUGGAGUGGGAGACUUCACAGCGUCCUGUAGGAAAGACCUCCUCUUGCAGUCCUCAGAAGGAGAGAUCUUUCUAGAUGCCAACACCAUCAGGCUGGGCAACAUUCCCCUCGGCAGCGCUGUGGACCCCCUGGAGGGGGCGCCUGCAGGUACCACCUACACCAAACAAACUGUGUAUGAGCUGUGUGCCUGCGCUAAUGGCAAGCUCUACCUGUCCCCAGCUGAGAAAGGCUCUACCUGCCAAACCACUAGUAACUUUUGUCUCUGGAGCUGAAAAUAGGAGGUUUACAGACACCUGGGACAUAUGGACUAUUAGAGUUUGAAGCUAAUGCUAGCCAACAGACUGAAUCAUUGUGGCUUGAUGGGAAGCUAAUGCCAGCUAACAUACCGAAUCAACAUGGAUUGUAGCAUGGCAAGAAAUUCACGUCCGUUAACCAACUGAAUAAUAUGGAUCACAGCUUGGCAGGAAGCUUACGCUUGCUAACAGACCAAAUCAACAUGGACUGUGGCUUGGUGUGAAGCUAAUGUCAGCUAAAGGACUGAAUCAACAUGGACUAGAGCUUGGUGAGAAGCCAGCUCACCGACCAAAUUAAUAUGGAUUGGUCAUUUGCUAUUGCUAGUCAAGAUGAUGGAUGAUUUGACCAGAAGCAAAAGCCAACAAGAUUAGCUUGUGGGUUUGAUGCUAAGACCAGUCAUGGCCAUGAAUGGACAGAAUCACUCUGGAGCUCUCAUUGGCUGUCCUUGCCAUUGUUGAUUUGCUGCCAUGACGGUCCUGAAAGUCACAUGGAUUACAUUUGGGGGUUGCCUGAGAACAGAAAGCUCUCUUACAAACAAAGUGAGUUGUGUGUUCACCAUUUGACCAAAAUGUCCUGGAAAACAUGCUCCUGCUUUUAUUAGGAUAAACAGAUAUGGUGAUGGACUGCAAAUUCACCAGCAGGGACAUGGACAAGGACUCUGUUGACAUGAGUGACGACUUUGGUUUAGCCCUGCAGGUAGCUAACAAAUAAAUCAGACAAUGGUUUAGUCUAGUGGGAAGCUAAGGCUAGCUAACGGACCAAUCUAUACCAGAAAGGCCUUCCCCCUCCUCCCCCUCCUCCCCCUCUAGUCUUUCAACCCAAAUCUUGAAGUUUGACCCUUCCACAUUAAUCUGCACCUGAAAGUGACUAUGUUCUCAAACUUCACUUUUCACAGGAUAACUAAUGCAAAUAAUUGUACUUUAGCCUUGCAUUCACCAGCUUUUCCCCCUAAAAUUUCAGAUUUUCACAUUUAAUUUUUUAUCUUUCUUUUAGAUCAAAUAUUUUACUUAUCUCUGUUCUUGUGUUCAUCUUUCCCUUCAAUGUCUCUAAUCCUUUAGCUUUCCAUAGUUUGCUUCUGCUCUCCUUUAUCUUUUCUCCAUGCUCUAAUUAUUAUUUAUGUCUAUGCACCCACUUGCACUGGACUGGUAACAAAAAAUGUAAUUCUGGCUAUACUCUUUCCUCCAACUGGUCUGGUCAAAAAAAAAAAAACAAAAACAGAAAACAUUGUUUUGUCUGUUUUCUUCCACUGGACUAGUUCAAAACAUUUUUUACAAACCAUCACAGUUGUAUUAGAUGCAGGGUUUUCCCCCACAGCAUCACCCAUGUCUUUUGGUUUCCACAGUACAGAAGCAAAUUUAAGAAUAAGAAAAAGGACAGGAAAGUAAGUCAUCAGUCUUAAAUUAAGGCUCAGGUGGGUGCUAAGGCGGACAGACCAUUUUGUGGUGUGAGGCCAAACCUCCAGUCAGACAGAGGCAGUAGUCGGCCGACAGCCAGACCAAUUUUGGUUUUGUUACGGAGUGUUAUACAUCUUCAUCCUGUGUUCCUUGUCUGUCAGACCUUUUUUUGCUCCUUUUGCAUGACUUUUCUUCUUUUCUUGCCAAGUGUUGCUCUUCCCUCUCAGCCAUGUAUUUUUCUGUCAUUAAGACAUGUUUCUGCCCUUUUUUGUUCAUGCUUCAGCCUCUUUCCCGCAGUAUUUUCACCUCUCAUUACUCCUUGCUCAGUCUCCUCACCACUCUAUUUUAUUGACUGUAGUUAAAUUUCUAAAUUUUGUCUCAUCUUAUGCUUCAUCUCUUAACCACCACUUUCCAGAUAACACAUCUUGAUGCUGUUUCCAUAUCUUUUUUGUUAUAUCCUCACUCCAUAAUUCUCUAAUUCUGUCCAUGACAAAUGCAAAUAUCAGGAAGAAAGUCCAUUCCACACGAUGCCCUAAAUCAGGAAGGUCCAAAAUAGGAUUUGGGAGGAUAUACUUCAUAUAUCCAUCUAUCCAUUCAUUUUCUGUUGCUUAUCCAAAGAGUAGGGUGGCAGCAGGUUUAAAAAGGUGGUUCAGAUUUCCCUCUCUUCUGCAGCGUUUUCAAGCUCCUCCGGGGGGGGGGGGGUGUCCCAAUGCAUUCCCAAUCCAGGUGAGAUGUAUAGUCUCUCCAGUGUGUUCUGGGUCUACCCCAGGGUCUCCUGCCAGUGGGAUGUGCACAGAAAACCUCCUAUGGAAUGCACACAUGGGCCAGCACCAACAGGGAGCGUGCUUUACUUCCUGCAGAGAAUACACUCACAACUCUGUCUAGAGUUAUAUAAGGAAAGGAUGGCUUGUAAUAAUGGCCAAGGUAUCUUUAGACCCCCUGAGAGACACAGUCAUAAGCCUUCUCCAAGUCCAGAAAACACAUGUACACUGGAUAGGCACACUCCCAUGGCCCCUCUAAUAACCUUCCAAGGGUUCAUAAGAAGUUCUUCUGGAAGUUGAACUAUCCUAUACUCAAAUGUGGUGUUUGUUAUGGCCAAUCCAUGACAAGCACAGACAUCCAAUAGCAAAGCACCAUUCAGGUUCAGUUCAGAGGGCUGUUCAUCCCAGUCAUGUUUCUCCAUGUUUCUCCAUCAUUGCCCACAUGAGCAUUGAAGUCCACCAAGAGGACUCUUGAGUCCCUAGGUGGUGCCCUUUCAAGGACCCCACUCAGAGACUCCAAGAGGGCAAGAUACUCUAAACUGCUGUGUGGUGCAUAAGCACAAACAAUGGUUAGAGCCUUCCUGUCAUCAACUUGCAGUUGCAUAGAGGAAACCCUCUCUAAUACAGUGGUGCUCAGCCGGAAGCUUGUUAGUAUCCCCACACCUGCCUCUUGCCUCACAACCAGGGCAAAUCUGGAAAAGGAUAGAGUCCAGUCCCUCUCCAGGAGUUUGGUUUCAGAGCCAGUGCUGUUUGUGGAGGCAAGCCCAACUAUAUCUAGUAGAUAAUACUACACCCCCACCAACCAACCAUCUUCCUACACACCUCCACCUUCCACCUUCUCCCUGCCCCUAACCAGCACCCACCCCACCAUGCACGCAUAUAUACACACAAACCCCUCCGCCACAUCAAGACAGUGAUUUGGAGGAGUCUUUAUACAUAUAGAUUGUAUAAUUGUAUAUUAUACAAUCUCUACAAGUCUUAGAUGGGGGGAUUGGUGUGAAUGGCCUCAAGCUGGCAAACCUAGCGCCCAACCUCUGCAAUGGCUGGACAAAAAAUUAUGUGGCAGAAAUCCCCCUGGAAGAAAUUAUGGAUGGAUUUGGUUGUAUGUGUAUGGACUCAGCUGAACUAAGGCCCUGAGGCGUACUUUCUUUUUUUAAAAAAACAAAGCGAUACACAGGUGCCUUUGCUGCUGUUGGUAAAAGCACAUCACAGUCUGAACGUUCACACUACCCUCAGUGGACCAUCUGCAAGUGUCUCUGGACAAACUAUCUAUUUAUCAAUCUACCUAUCUAUCUAUUUAGUUUUCUGUCUUUUUCCUCCCCUUCUCUCCUGGUUUUGUAGAAUUCUCAGUAUAUCCAGCUGAAAAAAAAAAAAAGAACAGUUCAAUCUUGGUUUGAAGUUUAAUUUUCUGACGUGUUCCCUUAUGGUUUUAUUCUUGAUAAUAAAAAAGCACAAAUUAUGCCAUGUAUAUAACAAUACCAAUACAAAA